AAUUAUGAAUGAUUUAAAAUUUUCCGAAAUUUCGUUCAACUACAAAUGGAUAGACAGGGCUUCAGGUGUCAUGUUAAUUCGUACGAGUAGCAGGUUAGAAACUUCGCAUUUAUUUUACAUUUGCAGUUAAUAUGGACGAAGAAUAUAAAAUCUUAAAACAAGGUGCAGAGGCAAAACUUUACAUGUGUAAUUAUCUUGGAAAGCCCACAUUGAUAAAAGAAAGGUUUAAAAAGAAUUAUCGCCAUUCAGAUUUAGAUACAUCUAUUACAAAGGAGAGAAUAAAAAAUGAGGCACGUUCUAUAGUGCGCUGUAAAACAGCUGGUGUAAAAACUCCUUGCUUAUAUUUGGUUGACUUUGAGAGAAGGCGUAUCUACAUGCAACAUUUUGAAGAAAGCAUAACAGUGAAAGACUUUAUAAUAAAUGUAGUUAGUAAAAAUCAAAUAAAUAGUUCUGGAGAAACAGAUUCUAUAAAAGUAUUAGAUGUUGUUGCAAAAAUGAUUGGAGAAGCAGUUAGGAAGAUGCAUGAGAACAAUAUAAUACAUGGGGAUUUAACUUCAUCAAACAUGUUACUGGUCCCAAAGUCUCCUACAGGGGCAAUAGAUGACUCAAAAUGGUUGGAUAUAGAUAAUUUAGAAUUAGUAAUGAUAGAUUUUGGAUUGUCAUUUAUUGAUAGUAGUACUGAAGAUAAAGGUGUUGAUUUGUAUGUAUUAGAGAGAGCUUUGAUUAGUACACAUAAUGAUUUUCCUGAUUUGUUCAGCAAAAUUCUAGAAUCAUAUAGAAACUUCAGUAAAAACAAUGUAAAAGAAGUAUUGUGUAAAUUUGAAGAAGUUCGAGCAAGAGGACGCAAGAGAACUAUGGUGGGAUAGAGGUUUAUUUUAAUUGCUUAUAGUUUACUUAUUUUUCUAAUUAAACUUCAGUACGGUAAAAUCUGCAGAACUGCCUUGUUUCUCACAUAACCCCAAACAGUCACAAUGUUAUUUGCAAAUCUUGUUGGUUGCAUAGUUAAAUGAUGUUAAUUUGUUGCAUGUCUAAAUAAUGGUAUUUUAUUCUUGUUCUGUAAUCCUUUAGAUUACAGAAAAAAGGAAAAAAUAUUAUAUCUGAUCAUAUAUAAUGUAAUAUUAUUCUAAAUAUGAUAUUAUUCUAGUUAUUCAAGCUCAAAGACCAGACUUAAUAAAUUGACAUUUGGUAUGAUGUAGAGGUUGAAAUAACUGCUUAAAAUUUUUAAGCAUUGUUACGUUGUACGAUUUUUUUAACUGACGUUUGGAAAUCGUUAUAUUAAGCGUGCAACAUUAUAUUAUUGCUACAUAGUAUAAAACAAAGUCGCUUUCUCUGUCCCUAUAUUCCUAUGUAUAUUUAAAUCUUUAAAACUACGCAAUGGAUUUUGAUGUGGUUUAUUUUUCAUAAAUAGGGUGAUUCAAAAGAAAGGUUUUUAUGUAUAAUACAAGAUCACAAUACUAUUACCGUUUCUCGACAUUUUAUUUACACAAUCUUAAAACUAAUGCAGUUUAAUUAUAUUUAUAAUGUUUUAAAUACACACCAUCACCUCAUAACAAAAUCUAGUUACAUUGUUUAUUUAGGAAUAAACAAAAGUCAUUGCUGCUACUUAAGUAGCAGUUUAUUUACGCAUACAAUGAGGGAAGUACCUAUUUAAAAAAGUAAAGAAAUUACAAAAAAAUAUGUCAUUAGAUGGCAGCACAAAUUGUUGGAUCUAAACGUCAAUUCAUGACGUUAAACCAAAGAGAAUAGAAUAGUCAGUGUUGUUAUGGAUCUGAUAACUCUGAUGAAUAUCGUGUUGAAAUUUAAUUAGUUCGAGUUACGCAAACGCAACUCGAUAAAUACAAAGUGAUCUUUGAAUAAUUUUUUUUUUAUUUGUAUAGAGGAAAAUGGAAAUUAACAUAAUGGAAGUGAGCACAGAGCUAUUAGAUUUAUGGAAAUCCAUUGAAUUA
Diatraea saccharalis (sugarcane borer) is the source of this 1946-nucleotide messenger RNA. The record is from the annotation of a GenBank genome assembly. Lineage: Eukaryota; Metazoa; Arthropoda; Insecta; Lepidoptera; Crambidae.